GUGAUUUACAAAUUGCUAAUUUUCCCUAAUUCUCUUUCAUUUACAUCUACGCUUCCCAGUUUACACCUUGCAAAUUACCUUUAUGAGAUUUUCAUCAAUGGCUGACAACAACAAUCGUAUUACCAGAGCAGCAGCUCUUGCUCAACAACAAGAUAACCAAGCAGCUGGAGCCGCUGGUGUAAUUCAAGAACAGCAAGAAGAGCGGCAAGUACAAUCUCAAAAAGUCCAGCAAGGCCUUGGUCCUGAUGCCCCCGAGAUGAGUGAGUCUGAUAUCACUGAAGAGGAAGAAGCGGAAAUUGGGGAAGAAAUCGACGCCCAUUUCAACUCGCAGAAGACGAUCUUGCCCAAAGCUUGAUCGUCGGCAAUGUUCCCAAUUCAAAUCGCCUCCCUUUUGAAUUCUGCGACAAUCCCGGAACAUUGCUGCUCUAUUUUUUCCUGGGGCUAUACACGGGCAACGGCAUCCACAAUGCCGCCAACACCUUUAUCGGCUUUGGCUUUUAAGUCAACGUUUUUUCCAUACCUGUAUGACUUGUUGGAAAGAUGUGGUGUGGUUGCUCCACGAUUCUGCUUUUCCAACCAUGUUGAACAUGUGUCAAAAACUUAUCAAGCAGGGACCCUUGGCGGCGUUAGAUGGGGGUACCAUGACAUUUUUGCUGCUCGGGCUUUGUUCCGAUACGGGUUGCCUUCCAGCAACAUCCUGGACUCCGUCCCCGAAUUGAUCCAAACUCUUUUGCCUGCCAACGAGGACCGUCGCAUUCUCUUCUUGUCUUUCUUGUUGGGGUACCUUUGCGCGGACGGAACUGUGUCAUGGAUAUAGAUUGGCACUCCAACUGACUGUCAAGCGCGCUAUAAGGGAUAAGGCUUUUUGCCAGAGAUCUGUGGCAUAGCACUACCUUUUCAUAUGUCGUAUUCAACCAUCCUUUGGAAUCCGUUCCGUUUUCAGGAAGAUCGGGAUUGCAAUUCUAGUCUGUAGAGGUUACUUUUCCGCAUAACGGUAGAACAGCGAUUCUUCGGAUCAUAUAUAAUAGCGGACAACGAUAAUAUGAAUAAAGUAUCUUAGCC
This is a messenger RNA of Radiomyces spectabilis, 1062 nucleotides long. RefSeq lists its product as uncharacterized. The record is from RefSeq and is a predicted model, not a curated record. The coding region runs from base 365 to 817 and encodes 150 amino acids. NCBI's taxonomy places the organism in Eukaryota, Fungi, Mucoromycota, Mucoromycetes, Mucorales, Radiomycetaceae. The transcript has 2 exons.